AACGCUAGCUAUGUGCCACUCGCGCAACCAUCUCCACACCAUGACUGGCUUGAGGGCCCCAGCUCCCGCACCCUCCACCGGCCCGGAACUCCGGCGGGGCUCCGGUCCCGAGAUUUUCACCUUCGACCCUCUCCCGGAGCCGGCGGGAGCGGCCACCGCGCGUCUCAACACUUCUCGCGGACACCGAAAACGCAGCCGGAAGGUGCUCUACCCUCGAGUGGUCCGGCGCCAGCUGCCAACCGAGGAACCCAACAUGGCCAAGAGGGUCCUCUUUGUCCUGCUCACCAUCAUCUUCUGCCAGAUCUUGAUGGCUGAAGAGGGUGUGUCGCAGCCCCUGGCUCUUGAGGAUGCUGCCAGCUCCACGUCACCGGAGCCCAUCCCUGUGCCCAUCAUUGCGCCCCGGGUCCUCGAGCCCUUGAAUCUGACCUCCGAGUCCUCGGACUAUGCCCUGGACCUUAAAGCUUUCCUUCAGCAGCACCCAGCGGCCUUCUGACAGCGACGGGUCACAGUUCGGGAAA
Messenger RNA from Acomys russatus (golden spiny mouse), 518 nucleotides. RefSeq names its product immediate early response 3 (gene Ier3). NCBI's taxonomy places the organism in Eukaryota, Metazoa, Chordata, Mammalia, Rodentia, Muridae. The transcript is spliced from 2 exons. Gene Ontology annotation, biological process: DNA damage response; negative regulation of apoptotic process. The record is from RefSeq and is a predicted model, not a curated record. Bases 11 to 493 code for a protein of 160 amino acids. Gene Ontology annotation, cellular component: nucleus.